CCCCGCCGCGGCUCGGCCGCCGGGGCAGGGCCGGGCCGGGCCGCGGGGCAGCAGCGCCAUGCCGUUCGUGGAGCUGGACACCAACCUGCCGGCCGAGCGGCUGCCGCCGGGGCUGGCCCAGACUCUGUGCGCCGCGACCGCCGACAUCCUGGGCAAACCGGCGGAGCGCGUGAACGUGACGGUGCGCAGCGGGCUGCCCAUGGUGCUGUCGGGCUCGGCCGAGCCCUGCGCCCAGCUGGUGGUCUCGUCCAUCGGCGUGGUGGGCACGGCGGAGCAGAACAAGGGGCACAGCGCCCGCUUCUUCGAGGUCCUGACGGCGCAGCUGGGCCUCGGCCCCGAUCGGAUUGUCAUCCGCUUUUACCCACUGGAGCCCUGGCAGAUCGGCAAGAACAGGACAGUCAUGACAUUCCUGUGAUCCUUGGAGCAGCUGCUGGAACCAAGUCAUGAUGAAGGCAACCCAGAGAUGAUCAGCUCUGUCUGCUUGUUUCCCCUUGUGAUCAAAUCUGUGUAGCUCGAUUCACUUUUGUCUUUGCGUCCUGUACACACAAAGCUCAACAGUGAGGCAAUCAACUGAUUUUACUGUAAUAGUUCAAAGUCUUUGUCUCAAGCUCAGGCCUAGACAAAGCUGCUUGUAGCAGUAAAAAAAUUAAUUCUAGCACAUUGGCUUUACUGAGGACCAGAGAGGUUCUGAGGUUUAUCUAGUUUUUCUCAUAGUUUGCAAGGCAGAAAAAAAUCCUUUUUUCUGUUUCUCUGUGGCAACAGAAGGGUCUCAGGCCAGCAAAGAUGACCUGGAAGUCAAAUUCUUUUAUUUUUCAGACUCCCCUGAAAGCACUUUCUGGAAAGAGAGGUGAUUAUUGAGAGAGAAGUUUAGGGAUUGAAGGCUCAUGUCAGAUCUUGUGCUCUGUGCUCUGCCCUUGCCACCUCCUGUGACUGCUCCUGCAAAGUGUUCCUUGUUCACAAGGUUUCCAGGGCUCAGUGUCUGUCUGCUGGUGGCAGUGGCUGGAGGAGAGAGUCACUUCUAAAGACCUGCACUGUGUCACCAGAAAAUAUUUUGAAGUUUCUCUACUGCCAGCUUUAAUUCCUGUUAUUCACUGUUUGUUCAGAGUCCUUUUCCUUGUUCUUAUGGGGAGUUUUGGGAUGAUACAGCAUCUCACUGUGAUCUGUGGCUGAUGUUUCUGGCUCAGUGUCCCUGCAGAGAAGUGUUUUGGGUUUUUAGGACCCAUAUACUCCCUCACUUUAUAACUAGAAUACACAGGGCAUUUUAUUAAAACAAAAGGAGGGUACUUUUUAAGUACAAUGUUGCCUCUGACUUCUGCUGCUAAUAAAAUAAUUUAUCAUU
Molecule: messenger RNA, 1339 nt
Organism: Onychostruthus taczanowskii (white-rumped snowfinch)
Lineage: Eukaryota; Metazoa; Chordata; Aves; Passeriformes; Passeridae
Product: D-dopachrome decarboxylase
Exons: 3
Coding region: 59-415 (118 amino acids)
Molecular function (GO): phenylpyruvate tautomerase activity
Source: RefSeq, a predicted model, not a curated record